AUGUCCGCAGAAUCGAUCAGUUACUACGAUAAGUGUCCCGCUAGCUAUGAACCGUACCGGACAACUCUGGACGAGAUGCAGCUUGCGAUUGCCCGGGAGGAACUGAACGAAUAUGACCAUACCCGAGAACCUGCGCUGGCCCAGAUGCGCGAGUUCAUUGCCAAACAUCCUCAGAUUAAAUUUUGUCGAACGGAUCCGGUGUUUCUUUUAAGCUUUCUACGGGUGCGUAAAUUCAACGUUCAGGCCUCCUGUGAAAUGUUAGAAAGAUGGUUCAUUUGUAGAACAACGUGUAAGGAGUUUUUCAUGGUUACGGAUCCGUUGAAAUUGGAACCUCUAAGAAAGCAGAAAAUCGUGGUCCCAUUGGGACCCGAUGCUCAGGGAAGGUUGGUGAUAACCGUACGGGUAGGAAUGUAUGAUCCCAUGAAAGUGCAACCGGAAGAAAUUAAUCUGCUAGCAGCUCUACUCCUCGAUACCUACCAAUAUGUGGAGCUGUAUCAGGUUCAAGGACUGGUACUGAUUAUGGACCUUGAAGGUGUCACCCUGGCUCAUUUGGGGAGUUGGACGUUGCCGAAGCUGAAAACGAGCAUGGGUGCUAUUAACGAUUCCAUCAAGUAUCGGCCCAGAGAAAUUCAUGUCAUCAAUGUGCCCAAGUAUGCCGUCAAGCUGGUGGAUUUUUGUGUGAAGGCGUUGAAAACGAAGCUCAGGGAUCGAUUGCAGGUAAGCUCCAGGAAAACUCGCUACUAA
Molecule: messenger RNA, 744 nt
Organism: Uranotaenia lowii
Lineage: Eukaryota; Metazoa; Arthropoda; Insecta; Diptera; Culicidae
Product: clavesin-2-like
Exons: 2
Coding region: 1-744 (247 amino acids)
Cellular component (GO): membrane
Molecular function (GO): phosphatidylinositol bisphosphate binding
Source: RefSeq, a predicted model, not a curated record